Molecule: messenger RNA, 3929 nt
Organism: Ruditapes philippinarum (Manila clam)
Lineage: Eukaryota; Metazoa; Mollusca; Bivalvia; Venerida; Veneridae
Product: low affinity immunoglobulin epsilon Fc receptor-like
Exons: 1
Coding region: 17-931 (304 amino acids)
Source: RefSeq, a predicted model, not a curated record
UUUACAACGACACAACAUGUUUCACUUAGGUUGCUUUACUCUUGUUUUUAUUGUUACUGCAUCUGUGAAUUGUUCAAAUUAUGAAAGACUUAAACACCGGGUUAAUAAUCUGGAAGAACAACUGUUUCAUAAUUCAAAAGAAUUUCGAGAAGACAUAGCGCUAUUGAACUUGAAAUACAACACAUCGUAUGCUGACCUGAAGGAAAGUCUUCCACAACUUGAAGAGAGAAAAAGCCAGGACAACACGGGAAAGAAUUGUCAUGAUGAGGUUCAUGACAGCUUGGUUUUUAUGAAGCGCACACUUUCUGAAGAAAAAUCUAUUGCACGGAGAUCAAUUUCUAAACUCGAAACCAAAGUUAUGAAUAACUUAAGCCAAAUUAUCGUUAUGUUCAAUGAUAUCAAAAACGAAACUAGGCUAGAACAAAAGAAUGUGGAAAAUACUGAAGAAACUUGUAACCUCAAAAUUGAUAAAAUUACAGAGGAGAUAAUGCGAAUGUCUGAGAUGCUUUCAAGACACGUUGAAGCACAAAGGAUUCUAUCGCAAAGCUUAUGGCACAUUUUCGGAAACUCAUUUUAUUUUAUCGGCAAGGAAUCAUUAAAUUGGUCGCAAACAAUUGACACUUGUAAAGCUUUAGACGCCUACUUGGUCCAAAUUGAAGACAGCAAUGAAAGUAAAUUUAUCACUGACCUAGUAAAACCAACAUUCGCAGAAAGUAAUGGCUUCGGAGUAUGGAUAGGAGGGAGUGACCUGCAGAACGAAGGAUCGUGGAUCUGGGAACAUAGCAAAGCAAGAAUUGUUUUUAGUAAUUGGGGUCCAAACGAGCCAAAUGGAAACAAGCGCGAAAACUGUUUACAUUUAUACAAAAGUAAAGGUUGGGCUUGGAAUGACGCAGGCUGUCAUGCUAAAAUGGGAUUCGUAUGUGAGAAAUAAAUCUAAAUGUGUUUUCAUCUUUAUUAUUACUUAUAAGAUGGUGUCGGGCUAGUUUUGCUGUGUAUAUAGGCAUGAGAUUAAUAGAUAUCAAUGUGAUUUUUAUGACAUGAAUCAACUAUGAUAAACAUAGUUUUUGUGAAUGUCUCUGAAAGAAUGUUUGUUUUUGAUAAAAUGUAUAUAAAAUGUCAUUAUUUUUCAAACAUACGACUCUAUUGGUAUACAAACUUUGUUUUCGUUUCAUUAUACAUUCUUCACUCUUUCAGGAUUUAAUUAACAUACAUACAACCGCAGGAACAAUACUUUUACGUAUUUUAUAGAAAUAUUUUUGUAUGUUUUUCAUCUGUUUAACAAAAUAAUACAAUAAUUGUAAUUAUGACUUACGUAGAGCUUAAUUAGCAUACAAACAACAGCAAGAACAAUAUUUUUGCGUAUUAUAAAAAUAUUUUUGUAUGUUUUUCUUCUGAUAUUAUUUUGUUUAACAAAAAAAUUACUGUUAACAUGACUUGCGGUUAAUACAGUGGAGAACAUUCUGCAAGACUUUAAUUAAGAUUAUUCUUCACUUCCUUGUUCACUUAGAUUUAAAGAUCAUGGACAAGGUCAGGACCAGAUAUAAAAACUGAAAUGUUCUCCAUUCUUUAGUCUCAUAAAGUAAACAUAUGUAUAUUGAGUAGAUAAAUUUGAACUUGGAAUAGAAUGGUUAUGGUAAUUUGGAAUAAACAUGUUGAUUAUUAUUUAAUAAGAUGUUUGAAUUCACAGUUGAUACAAAUAUUAAACCUUGAGUCUAAAAUUGAUCCUUUUUGAUCCGAUUUUUUUUGUUUAUUUAAUUCCAAAAUAGGUUUUUUGUACAAGUCAGGAUUUCUUUUACAUUUUGUUUAUGCCUAGUAAAUUGAAAAUAAAAUUAGAUAAAUUAAAAUGUUAUAAUUAUAAUAUGGAAAUAAAAUCAGACUCAUUUGAUCCUGAUCCUAAACUUAUCUUAGUGAAUAAUUAUUUUGGUAGACACUAAAUCUUUGAUGUUACACUGAUGUUAUGAAAUGUUUGCUCUGCAUUGUAUAUGCGCCUUAUUUCAUUUUACAUUAUUAGAUGUAUUGACAUAAUUGAGCCGCGUCACGACAAAAUCAACAUAAUGCGUUUGCGACCAGCAUGAAUCCAGACCAGCCUGCCUAUCCGUGCUGUCUGAUCAGGAUCCAUGCUGUUCGCUAUCGGUUUCUCUACUUGUUAUAGAGUUGGUAAGCGAACAACAUGGAUCCUGAUCAGACUGCGCGGAUGUGCAGGCUGGUCUGGAUCCAUGCUGGUCGCAAACGCACUAUGUUGGUUUUGUCGUGACGCGGCUCAUAUAGUUUAAUACUUAUUUCAAUUACUUUACUGUAACAGUUAUAAAACAGGCCUUGAAAUUGCAUUGGUUAGUUAACAAUCUAUUUCUAAGCAUUUAUUCAAUUAACAAUACUAAACAAAUUUAUUUUAUUUGAUAUCAGUCCUUGUAUUGACAUAUUAACAGAGGUUGGACACUUCGUAAAGGUUUUCUCAAUAUGAUAAAUGACUUAAAAAUUGACUUGCACUUGAAAUGGGCUAUAACGUUUGAAUAUCUUGAUAAUAUAUACUAGGACUGUUGCUUACAUGAAUACAUUUAAAAAUGUAUAUGUCAUGCAAUGAAAACGGUCUUGUUUCGGUAAUUAAUUUGAUAUUUCAUUUUUACAUGUUUUGUUAUCAUUUAAAAAUUUUGCUUAACGGUAAAUGUUUUAUGUUUCAAAUUUGCCAAAAGCACACAAGUAUUUUGUUUCAAUGUUUGCUGUUGUAUUUUAAUGUAAUAAUAAAUAUCAAAAUAUAUCCUAUAGAUAUGAUAAGCUUAAUAGCCAUCUGCUCAUUCAAAAAUGUAUUUUGUAAAUAGUGUUCACUUGUUAAAGGUCAUGUUGAUAAAAUAUGUUUAAACCAAAAAAUAUCCUGACGAGAAAAAACUUAAAAUUCGAAUAUUAUAGGCCGCAAAAACGGUACAGAUGCGAAUGUAUUGUGAAUGUUGCAAGCUCUAUCUGAUUAAGCUUGUCCAUAAAAAUCAUACCAUUCAGGGAUAUCUUAAAGUGUAGCGUGUCUUAAAACAUUACACUGUUUUAAAAUUACACAUAUCUUAAACUCUUAAUGUGUUACAUUUUUUUAAAUGGCACGUAUCUUAAAAUGUAGUUUAUAUUAACAUGAAGCGUAGCUUAAUGUGCCGCGUAACAUAGCUUAUCAUAAAGUGUAGCGUAUCUAUUACUAAAGUGUUGCGUAUUUUUUAAGUGUAGCUUAUCUUAAAUCUAGUGUAGCGUAUAUUAAAGUGUUUAAUAUUUAAGUGUAGAAGUGUAUCUUAAAGUGUAGCGUUUAUUUAAGUUCAGGGUUCCAAAAAGUGUUAAGAAUAAGAGUUGGGUACAGCUUAAAGUAAAGCGUAUCCUAAAACGUUGUAUUUCUAAAACGUUGCAUUUCUUAAAGUGAAGCGUAUCUAAAGGCGAGUAACUUUUGACGUUUCAAAUAACGUUAGUUGUUUGAAACCAUCAUAAUUUGUGUGAAGUACAUUCGCCUAAUUGAAUUGUAGUGCUUUCGUCAUCAGUUAAUUUUCAUAUUGAAUAAAAAUUAAGUAGGAAUACUGGAUUGAGUUUCGUCAUAUUCGAUUUAUUUCGAUAUUCUGUUCAAGAACAGUCUCAUUUAACGACCCUGGGAUCCAAAUAUUUUAUUUUUUUAUUUUUUAGUAUGUAACCAACUUUAAGAUAUAAUUGUUCUUUAGAAUUUUGAUUGAAUGGUGUUAUGUUAUUUGCAACAAGCAAUUCAGAAUAGUGUUGUCAUUUAAAUCUUUGUCCAGGUAUGUUGUGUAAGAAAAUGUGCUCGUGUGAAAAUGCUGCAAGAAAACAUUUUUUAUGAACAAUAUUUACAUGUGUUCUUAGAAUUCUGUUUCGUAGAACUUUAUAUAUAUUCUCAAAUAUUUUCCACAUAUUCUGAUGUAAUAGAUCAUAUACAAAUAAAGAAAGAAAACCUU